Molecule: messenger RNA, 924 nt
Organism: Gymnogyps californianus (California condor)
Lineage: Eukaryota; Metazoa; Chordata; Aves; Accipitriformes; Cathartidae
Product: SUN domain-containing protein 3-like
Biological process (GO): nuclear envelope organization
Cellular component (GO): nuclear envelope; meiotic nuclear membrane microtubule tethering complex
Molecular function (GO): protein-membrane adaptor activity
Source: RefSeq, a predicted model, not a curated record
AUGGCACCUGGGAGAGACCCGGAAAGGGGAGCGGGCAGCCCGAGGCAUAACCCAGCCUUAGACCAAUCGAAGUGUAAGGAGAGCUUUGGUGUAUGUCUGACAGGUGUUUACCACGUGGGACAGCCUGGCGAAGAAAGCCUCUGGAGGAUUGCAGCAUUAGGAGAAGCGCUGAGCAAAACCCUGACCCUGUCAGAACAGCUGCGUAAGCUCCAGGAAGAGCUUUAUCACCUGCGAUGGAGCGUCAGAGAUGUCACCGAGCGUGCUCUCCACGAAGCCCUGAAGCAGGCUAAGCUCCCAGGCUUUACCGGAUGGGCUGUUCAAGAGAUAAUCAAUCAAGUCUUGGAGAAGCUGGAAGAAAACCAAGUCCCGAUGCCUGAUUAUGCCCUCAAAUCAUCAGGGGCUGCUAUCAUUCAUCCAUGGACUUCUCCAUCCUUCCGGAAUACAAAAGGAGUCUUUCUGUAUUCCCUGCCCAUCCUGGAUUACGUCAAGUCUCCUGAGGUUAUUCUGGAGCUGGAAAAUCAUCCGGGAAACUGCUGGCCCUUCCCAGGAAGUCAGGGACACGUCUUCAUCAAGCUGUCUAUGCCAAUCAUUCCCAGAGCAGUCACCAUGAACCAUGCUUUAGGGACAGGCUUCCAUGGAGACAGUACCUCCAGAGCUCCAAAGGACUUUGCUGUCUACGGCCUGAAGCACCAUGAGGAGCAGGGAACGUUCCUGGGACAGUUCACUUUCCUGGCGGCGCUCAAUCCCAGUCAGACCUUCCAGCUGAAGAACGAGCUCUCUGGGUUUGUGAAGUACUUAAGGCUGCAAGUGCUGAGCAACUGGGGUCACCCGGACUACACCUGCCUGUAUCGAUUCAGAGUGCACGGUGAUCCUCCCAAAGACAGGGGAGAGGUGUCAGCUUCAUCUGGCAAUAAAUUGCAUUAA